Monomorium pharaonis (pharaoh ant) is the source of this 1085-nucleotide messenger RNA. Its product is annotated as lipase member H. Gene Ontology annotation, molecular function: lipase activity. The transcript is spliced from 7 exons. The record is from RefSeq and is a predicted model, not a curated record. Lineage: Eukaryota; Metazoa; Arthropoda; Insecta; Hymenoptera; Formicidae. The coding region runs from base 98 to 1015 and encodes 305 amino acids.
UAUCUCAUUGACAUUGAGUUUCUGCGCAGAAUAUCGACAGUCUAAUUAAAAUCUACAUUAAAAACAUAUAUUUCUCGGAGUUUGUGAAUCUUUUAAAAUGUUAACCUCGAUUGUAUAUUAUUACGUUUUGUUAUUUUUUAUGACAAGGAUAAUUCCUGGUCAAUUAAAUUGUUCUUGUGAUCAACCGGAAUCAGACUUUGCAACUGGCGUCAACCUGGUCUAUUAUAAAUGUAAUAAUGAAACCCCUGCAACUAUUGCUUAUCCUAUCACUGCGCCAGAAGAUAUGUUAACGAUGUUAGAUAAAAAUAAACAAACAAUCUUUUACAUUUUUGGAUAUUUGCAAAAUCUAGAAAAUGAUAAUGUUAGAUUAAUAACAAAAGCGCUUUGUUACGGAAGAACGGAUAACGUUAUAUUACUUGAUUGGAGCAAAUAUUCCAAAGGUCUUUAUAUGACUGUUUUUCAAAAUGCUGAAAAAAUUGGGACAUUAUUCGCUAAAAGUAUACAAAAACUGAAAGAGUCUGAUCUAGAUGUAAGUAAAAUUUAUAUCAUUGGGCACUCGUUGGGUGCACAUAUAGCUGGUUUUGUCGGUAAAUGCAACAAGGACUUUAAGAUACCUCGCAUUACAGCAUUAGAUCCUGCAAACCCUAUGUUUUAUCCUUUUGGAUGUUAUCUUACAAAUGAAGAUGCAUCAUGGAUUGAUGUUAUUCACACGGACAUGGGUGGAUAUGGUACCCCAACAUCUAUGGGAACUGCGGAAUAUUACGCAAACGGUGGAACUCGUCCUCAACCCGGUUGUCCAUUAAUGGGAAUACCAUUAAGCGACAAAGCUCUCUGCAGUCAUCAAAGAUCAGUUGAGCUGUACGCGGAAUUGAAAUAUUUUCCUAACAAAUUUAUGGCGAAACGAUGUUCUUCAGAUUUUAAUUACAAUUCGAAUGAACAUGAAGUGACUGAAAUUGGAUAUACAGCAUCAAAUGUAACUGGAUCAUUUUGUUUUGAAACAGGGGAACAGUCAUAGUAAGAUUAUAUUUUUAAAUAUCUGUUAUAAUGCGAUAAGAAUAUGUUUAUAAUUGUAAUAAACGAUAUAC